AUGCAGCAGCCCUCUGGAACCGCAAUAGUAGCCUGCGAAGAAGCACUGGCAUGGCAAUCGGAACAAAAAGCACCUGUUGAUGUCUGCCCUCCGGAACCUGAAAAGCAAGCCGCCGAGGAAUCUUCCCCGAGGAAGACAGAGCCAGAACCUCUGUUGAAUGUACAUGAUGGUAGAUGCUGCCGUGGUAGCAGCAUUGAAAUUUGCUGCGCAACAAGUGCCGAGCCGAGCCACACAGCCGCUGAAAGGUACAAAACUCUAGAGAAAGAGAAAGAAAUCACGGAGGAGUUGAUGGAGAAGUGUUAUCAUUGGAUGACACAUGUCAAAGAAACCAAAGAUAGUUCCAACGAAUAUGAUACCAUAUUCGUCUUGAAGCAUGAAGCAAAUUUCGAGGGGCUUAGACAUCAUUUCAUGUCUCUAAUGUCCAAACAACAUGUGAAAAGCACGGUGGUCACUGCACAUAACAUGAUUCUCAACCAAAUAAAAGGUCACCGGUUUCAAGAACAAAUAUACUCUGUGCCGUUGGAUAUUGUGAUGUUUAUGUUGGGAAACCAUGGCGAGAAAUACACUGAUCCAAAGACCUAUAAGGCCUACCGGUUUCAUAUCGAUAAAUAUGCCCACCACCGCCAGUUUCUUGACAAAAGAAAACUCGCAUCGUAUCCAUUUGUAAGUUGUGAUUUCUAAAAAUUCUUUGAUAAUUCUCUCGUUUGCUA
Molecule: messenger RNA, 710 nt
Organism: Arachis ipaensis
Lineage: Eukaryota; Viridiplantae; Streptophyta; Magnoliopsida; Fabales; Fabaceae
Source: RefSeq, a predicted model, not a curated record